Messenger RNA from Mollisia scopiformis, 1237 nucleotides. RefSeq lists its product as uncharacterized. The transcript has 2 exons. The record is from RefSeq and is a predicted model, not a curated record. Bases 205 to 1065 code for a protein of 286 amino acids. NCBI's taxonomy places the organism in Eukaryota, Fungi, Ascomycota, Leotiomycetes, Helotiales, Mollisiaceae.
UCCCCUCAUGAUAUUUUCAGCUCCCUCAAAUACUCCUCUUUGUUGAUGGAUGUUCGUCAAACACUUCACGAUACUCAUUUUAUCUUCUAGAAUUAUUGUUCUUCAUUCUUACAUCAAUCCCCUCAUCAUCUUCGCAAACAGCUAUAUCUGCGUCAUUCACACGGCAUCACUCAGAACCCUAAUAGGUAUUUAGGGUUUGUCGUCAUGUUAUUCUCGAACUCACGCCUCCGUUUGUUCCUUGGAAUACUCGCCAGCUAUGGCAUGACAAUUGCCUCGGUACUCCAUCUCCCCAGGAAUGAGCCGUUUCUGGCUGCAGUCUCAUCAACCAGUCUUCAAUCACCGGCCCCAGGCUCUGCGCAAUGUAUGAACCCGCCCGACCUUUCGGUUCCCGAUGAAGUGCAUGCCGCAGCUGAUAACUUCUUCAAAAAUUGGGUGGAAACUCUAUGGAAAGAUCCCUAUCGCCUCGCGAAAUACAAGGCUAGCGAGAAGCCUCUUAUGUCUUUUUUUGGGGAGGAAAAUUGGGGAACAGAAGCGAAGAGUAUGUAUUGCAAGCUUAAUGAAGAUUGCGGAGACUUGCCAAGCUGUUCCACUAUUAAACAAUUCCAGCUUGGGAUUCGUGGGAACAGGACCGACGAGGAAAUUGAGCGACACUCUGAGAUGCUCUUUUUGCUCAGACUAAAAUACCAGGUAUUCCAUGUACUUCUGAAAAGGAAUUAUGAUGCCAUGGAUUCAGCCCGUACGCAUAUUGCUUUGGUGGCCGAUAGUCUCGCUCUGGACUUUACUCGUCAGCCUGAUAUGGUCCAGGAUGCUCAUUGUGAGAUGUCCAAACUCGAGACUAGCAUGUUUUUUCAAGCCGUCUUUGCUGGAAUAGAUCUCUUGAACGAAACGGAAAAGGGUACGGCAACCCUCGUUAUGGCGGGAGCGCCAGAAGCAGCACCUAUUGUGAAAGGAGUACAAGCAGUUGCGGAGAUAGCUAUGGAUGCUGUGAAAUCGAGGAUUCAAAUGGCGCAGUACGCAACAAACCUCGUUAAUGCUAUGAACGAAUACCAUGAAUGGGAAUUCUAGAAAGAACAGGCCGAAGCAAAUCAAGCGGAAGCAAAGGAGGGGAGCACCGGGGAUGAUCCAAAUAUUAGCCAGUCGUACCACACUGAUGUUUGUCACCAAAGUAAGAAGGACGCCAAUUUCAAGACUGCCGCCGAUCUCAAAGAAGUCACUGAGAAACAGUUCGGCAAAUACA